Molecule: messenger RNA, 2091 nt
Organism: Orbilia oligospora ATCC 24927
Lineage: Eukaryota; Fungi; Ascomycota; Orbiliomycetes; Orbiliales; Orbiliaceae
Exons: 9
Coding region: 1-2091 (696 amino acids)
Biological process (GO): SNARE complex assembly
Cellular component (GO): lytic vacuole; endosome
Molecular function (GO): SNARE binding
Source: RefSeq, a predicted model, not a curated record
AUGUCUACAUCGACUACCGGCGCAAGGCUCAACAUUCCCGAUGGUCAUCUCAGAACUAGCAGCGGCACUGCGACUCCCGUUCGGGCGACACGCGAACGCCCGCUACUUUCGCCAAACGGCCGUCAUUUACGCCAUCUUAAGGGAAUCGCUGUUCGAAAUAUAUCUUCGAAACCGGCCAGGGUGCAUCGACGGUCUAACGAUGACGAAAAUCUACUUACCACUUGGAGGUCACCUGGGAAGCUCGCUGUGCAUCAGGAGGAACGAACCCUAACACACUCCCGGUCUGCUAUUGAUUUGUCGACAUUAGCGGCGGAGAGUUCUACUGCUGUUGGUGCUUCGAGUAGUAAACACCACCUUCCCGAUGAUAGUGUUAGUGAGGGUGGACGACCAAUACCGAUUAGACGGCGGAAUACUCGGUCGAACUCGAUACUAGCGGGGACGAUAUUCGAAAAUGCGACAACGAGGCAAAGGAAAUUGGUUGAUGCAACGCUAGGGAAAUUAGUCGAUACUUUCUUCACUUUACAUCAUGACUCCGUUGGGGAUGACCCGUUUUAUAUCAGCGAAACAGUACCGUCGUCUAUCAACCCUACAUUCCAAAGUUUCGAGUUGGGGGAGUGCGGUCCUGCGAUAACACGACUAGAUUCCCUUAUAAUACGGAUUUGGGCACGGAAAGAACAAAGCAGUGAUUUUGGUUUACUGGUAGAGCUAAACAUAGGAUUAUCUUAUCUUCAGUUUAUUGGGCGGAGUCUCGAAAACUUCAACUUCACGUUCCCGGAGAACUGUGUCGUCAUAAUCCUUUCAGACGGUUGUUAUACAGUCUUUAGCGAACUGGAUCCCAAAAUAAUCAAGAAGUAUGUUGCGCCACGGCCCACCAAGAGGGUGUUGGCAGAGGCGGCAGAAUCAUGCUCCUUCGAUGCAAUACUAAAGUUGAAGAACCUGGAGGAAUGCAUUUAUGAUGCUAUGGAGACACAGGCGCAUGUGGAACAGCAAAUGGAUUCGAUAGCGUCCUCGAAAGCAGAGUACUUGUCCCACGUUAGAGCUUUAGAUGAGGAGAACCUAGAACUCAAGGAUGCACGGAAAAUCGUUUCACGAGAGAGGAAGCGAUUGGAGGCUUUGAGAAAGCAUCGUGAUUCCCUCAAGCAAAGUAUCAGUGGUAGGAAGGCCGCUAUUGAUGCCGGUAUUGAGAACCGCGCAGUUGCCAAGCUGCAUUUGCAAAAUGCUAAACAACUGCUCCAUCAACGCGCUGUCGAGGCGGGCAACACUGUGACUGCGAUGGCGACACGGAAGAAGGUUAUUUUGGAUUAUCUAACAAAGAUAUACCCCAUCGAACAUAUUCCUGAACAGCCUCUAAACUUCACAAUAUGCAACCUCCACUUGCCUAACGAGCCUCCAGAGGGCCAUAACGAGGAUGUGAUUGCUGCUGCCCUUGGUUACACAGCGCACCUCGUCUAUAUGCUAUCAUUCUACCUUAGUGUCUAUCUUAGAUACCCUGUUAUUCCCAAAGGCAGUUCGUCGAUGGUUCAGGAUCCCAUCAGCGUCAUCCAGGGUUCACGAUAUUUCCCGUUGUGGGCAAAGGGCGUCCCAUAUUUCCGUUUCGAAUACGCAAUAUUUUUAUUAAACAAGAAUAUCGAGCAGUUAAUGGAAUCCCAAAAAUGCAUCGUUCUAGAUAUCCGACAGACACUCCCAAACCUCAAGUAUCUCCUCUACGUAACAACGGCGAGCCAAACUCCAAUGUCGUACCCCCCAUCUAUCCACCCUUGCGGCCCACAUGUUGUCACAGAUUUAAACCUCUGUUUUGCUGAUGCCACUAGUCCAGCAAUCGACGAGAGGCCCUCGAGACCAUUCAAUUUCCCAAGAAGUCGGAGAGCAGCUGCUGCGCUAGCUGAUGGCAACGCUAAUGGUGCGCACGGCGGGAGUGGGAGUCCUGGAAGUGGCGAAAAUGCCAAUGGGAAGAGCUCGUCGUCAUUGCUGUCUAAGUCACUGCCGAAGACCACGAAGAACUUUACGGCGACGAUCAGUCCUAAUGGGACUAUUUCGCGAUCCACGAUUUCAUUCAAGCGUGAUUUUCGGAAGACUCAGGAUGUGCUGUGA